Echinococcus granulosus is the source of this 960-nucleotide messenger RNA. RefSeq lists its product as hypothetical. NCBI's taxonomy places the organism in Eukaryota, Metazoa, Platyhelminthes, Cestoda, Cyclophyllidea, Taeniidae. Bases 1 to 960 code for a protein of 319 amino acids. The transcript is spliced from 7 exons. The record is from RefSeq and is a predicted model, not a curated record.
AUGUCUACUCCAAUCAGUCAGGUUCGCCUUCGUGGGAGGCGUCUAGGCAUGGGAACACUCCGACGAUUAACUUCCCCAUCAAAAAAAUUAUCAAAAAUUACUGCAACCUCAUCUACCAAAAAUGUUGCAGCAACAGUUUCAUUUUCAUCAAAUUUCCAAUGUCGGAAUUUUCACUGUUUUAUUAUUUCUUAUCAGCUAAAAAGUAGAAGUCAAAUUUAUCUUCCAGACAGUUCGUUGUAUCCCUCAUUCUUCCUUAUUUCUCAUUUACCACUUUUUCAGUUUCUUAGCCAAACUACUUUCUCUAAAUGUCUCAGAGGAGCAAAGGCGUUUAUGAUGAAUAACUUUAUUAUCCGCCUUAUUCAAUGUGUCUCAUCUGACUUAACCCAAUUAAAGAUCAGGCGCCCCCACUUCUUUACACAUCUCGGCAAUUUUGAUGUUUUGAGGAGGGAAAAGCGCAUUCAUAUUUUGCGAAAUCAAACAGAUUACAUAUCGAAUUCGUCAAGAACUUUCACUGAUAAGGCAAACGCUGAAAUUUUUAAAGAAGAACGAGUAGAAAGUUGUGUUCCUUGUGCCCACGUCAACUUGACUAGGCAAUAUCUGGAUAACAUAAAAUUUUACUCUCUCCUCUCCUAUCGUAAACACAGGCCACGUUCAGAUCAACUAAAUAUCAGUUACAAGUUUAGGGGAUGUUUUCUCAACAAAUUGCUUGAUAAAGAUGUGGAAAAAAUAACUUUUUCUUUACUGUUUUGCAACGUCUUUAUUGAGGAGCUGAGAGGUGCAUCUUUAAUUGACGGUGAUAGACUAAUCAAAUUCAGUGGUUUUAAAAUCCAAACCUCACAGAAGGAAAUUUUCUGUUUUCAUCAUGCUGUGAAAAAUUGCAGCUUUACUGGUUUAAAAAUAGGCUGUGAUCUAAAGUUUUAUACGUUUUCCUUAAUAAACUUGUCAAAAAAGAGGAAAUAA